UCAACAUGCUGCUAAAAUACUUAGGUACCGUCAUGCCAGCGCAGGAGUUGGAAAAUCGGGUAAUCAGCAUAGCAUGGUCGCCAAACAAUUUAAAGCUAGCUGUGGCAUCUUCGGAUCGUUCCAUUUACCUUUUUGAUGAAAAUGGUAUAAAACGUGAUAGAUUCUCCACUAAACCUGUUGAUUCCAAGUUUGGCAAAAAGAGCUACAUGGUGAAGGGAAUAGCCUUCUCUUCAGAAUCCACAAAGAUUGCAGUUGGCCAAACCGAUUGCAUUGUAUAUGUAUAUAAAAUAGGAGAAGAUUGGGGUGACAAGAAAGUAAUUUGCAACAAAUUCCGACAAAGUGCCGCGGUGACUUGCUUGAUCUGGCCAGUAGAUGGUCCGAUCAUCGUAGGAUUGGCGGAUGGGAAAGUACGCGCGGCUAUGGUCAAGUCGCAGAAGGCGCAAACCUUAUACACUUCCGACGCUAUGACGAUAGCUCUGGCUAGCAACGUCCGCGGUAGCGGCUUCCUGUCAGGCCAUGCUGACGGCAGCAUUAUCCGGUACUACAUUGCCGAAGACGGCAACGCGGAACCAUCGGGACGCGUGUGUGUCCACGGAGUGCCUCCUUAUGCUCUGGCGUGGCCACAAUCGCAUAUCCUAGCAGCGGGUUGCGACAAACGGCUGACUAUGUACGAUCCAUACGGCAAACCGGUCAAGACCUUCGAUUUCAGCCGAGAUUCUCAAGAGAGGGAGAUCACUGUGGCCUGCUGUAGUCCAAGUGGCCAGAGCGUCGCUGUAGGUUCCUGGGACAAAGUGCGCAUAUUCGAUUGGUCGCCACGAAGAAGUAUCUGGGAAGAGACUAACGUGCGCGACUUGCCCAACUUCUACACCGUCACGGCGCUCUCCUGGAGACGAGACGGUUCGAAGCUGGUGGUCGGCGGAUUGUGCGGCAACGUCGAGCAGUUUGAGACUAUUUUGAGACGCACAGUGGUACGCGGUAGUCACGAGGUCGCCUACGUGGGUCCUAGCCAGGUAGUGAUCCGACCUCUGAGCGACUCUUCACAGCGACCUAUCGUCAUCAGAUCGCAGACGGGUCUGGAGAUCGAGGACGUGCGUGUCUUAGGACGUAGGGACAACAACGUGAUGGCUCGGACGGCACGCACUUUGUUAAUCGGCGAUAUCGAGCUGGGUUUGAUCAGCGAGAUCCCAUGGGAGGAUCGAUCUGGCAGCGAGAAGUUUUUCUUCGAAUAUCCGGUUGUAUGUCUAAUCUUUUGCUCUGGCGAACUGACGAUCGUUGAGUACGGCCAAAACGAGGCGCUUGGUUCCGUGAGAACAGAGGCGGUGAAUCCGCACGUGGUCAGCGUGCGCGUAAACGAACGACUCUCAGCUGGUGGCGGUGACAACAAGAAGUUGGCCUACCUGCUGGACCCGAGAACUGUUCGCGUGAUUGAUCUGCUAUCCGGUGCGACCAUCAGCAUGAUCGUUCACGGCGCCCGCAUCGAUUGGCUGGAGCUAAGCGAAGCUGGCCAUAGACUGCUAUCGCGCGACAAGCGAGGCCGUCUUUGGCUUAGCGAUGACGAGGGUGACAAAGCCUUGUUGGUGACAGGAGUAUCUUUUGCAUCUUGGGUGACUGGUAGCGACGUCGUCGUCGCUCAGACAGGUCAAACCUUGGCCGUUUGGUACAACGUGGACGCACCAGAAGCAGUUACACUGACGUCGAUCAAGGGCGACGUGGUAGAUAUUGUCCGAGAAGAUGGUCGAACGUCCGUGAUGGUAGAGGAGCACGGUAUCAAAGUGGCACAUCUAUUAGACGAAGGACUGAUCGAGUUCGGCACUGCGUUACAUGACAGUGACUUUGGAAGAGUGAUCCUGUUCUUGGAGAACAUGGGCGACGGUCCGCAAGUGGAGACCAUGUGGGAGAACGUGGCCAGAAACGCAAUGAAUGAGAGGAAGCUCGAUAUAGCUGCCAGAUGCUACGCUGCGAUGGGUGACGUGGCUUGCGCGAAAUUUCUGAAGGAGACCGCUGAGAUUGGUGAAAAAUAUGCUAAAGAGACAGGCAAUGAGCCAAUGGCCAAUCCAGAAUGUUGGGCCCGGUUGGCCAUACUGAAUGGUGACCUGAAAACCGCUGAGGCGAUCUAUUUGGAGCAGAAUGAGUUGGACAAAGCAUUGGAUAUGUAUCAACGUUACUGGCGCUGGGAAGAUGCUCUAAAUUUGGCCCAAAGUCGAAACUGGAGUGGUUUAUCAGAACUGCGGGACCGUCACUUAGCUUGGUUGCUUGACACUGGCCAAGCGGCUCGCGCUGCCUCCAUCGUAGAAACCACGAAUCCUAGAAGAGCUGUUAAGCUUUAUCUGGAAGCUCACCGUCCUGGACGAGCCGCCAGAUUGAUACUUGCCGACAACGAGUUGCUGGAGGAUGAAAGAAUCGUCGAAGAGGUAAUUAGUGGCCUUAAGGCCACUGAUCUCACUGAACUCGCUGGAGAACUGUUGGAAAAGACUGGUGCCGGUUCCGAAGCAAUCAAAUGUUACUCCCAGGCCGGUGUUUUUGCCAGAGCCCUCGACUUAGCACGUAAAAUCGAUCCCACCUUGGUGGUCGAACUCGAAAGGGAUUGGGGAAAACAUUUGUCAGAGAAUGGUCAUUAUGACGCCGCUAUCAAUCACUUCAUCGAGGCGGGCGAGACGAUACUAGCAUUGAAGGCCGCUAUUAAUGCGCGACAGUGGAGAAAAGCUUUACAAAUUAUUCAGGUGAUUGAGGACGAUAAUCCGGAGAUUCGUCAACAAUGCGAAAAACUGGGUGAAUACUUCUCGUCAAUAGGCGAACGGAGCUUGGCGGAGAGUCUCUUCAUUCGCGCCGAAAAUGCCCAACGCGCUGUGGAGAUUCACAUCCAAUCUGGUGACUGGAUGCGUGCGCAUCAGGUAGCUCAAGAACACAUGAAGAGCGACGAGGCUAAUCAAGUGCUGGCGAAGCACGCCGAGAGCCUGCAGCAGAAUGGCGAGCUUCGUCACGCCGAGUCUCUUUACGUCGCAAUCGGUGAUCAUGACGCGGCAAUUGCUAUGUAUCGCAAAGCAGGAAAUCGUAGUGAUAUGGUCAGAUUGGUCGCACAGCACCGACCAGAUCUACUUCAGACUACUCACCAGCAUCUGGCAAGAGAGCUAGACGCAGCCAGCAAGCCAAGAGAAGCUGAAGAGCAUUUCCUAGGUGCCGGUGACUGGCGCGGAGCGGUUACAGCUUAUAGAUCUGCGAACAUGUGGGAGGAUGCGUUGAGAGUCGCUAAGAAAGCUUCGGGAGAAAAGGCAGCACAGCAGGUUGCUUUGAUGUGGGCUCGAACGUUGGCUCCAGAAUUAGGUGCGAGGCUCUUGAUGCGACUCGGUUACUUAGAACCUUGCCUGCAAUUGGCAUGUGAGGCUAAUUUGUUUGACUGGGCUCUGGAGAUUGCCAAAUAUGGCACAGUGGAUCAGAAGAAGGAAGUUCAUUACCGUUACGCAAUGGCGUUAGAAGACGAGGGUCGUUUUGUCGAAGCCGAGAAGGAAUUCGUGCAGGCCGGCAAGACUAUGGAGGCAGUACAGAUGUACAUUCAUACCCGCGACUGGGAGUCAGCCGAGGACGUCGCACGAUCGCACAGCCAGGAAGCAGUGGCGCAAGUCUUGAUUGCUCGAGCCGCCGAGGCCGCCGAAGGGCAAGACUAUGCUACAGCAGAGGCUCUUCUUCUAAGGGCCCACAAGCCAGAAAUGAUAAUAGAGCAUUAUAAGACAGCCGGAAUGUGGUCCGAGGCACUGCGAGUGUGUCGAGAAUAUUUGCCCAGUCAGGAGGCAGCACUGCGCAGAGAGUUAGGUCAAAGAAGCGCGGGAUUGGACGGAGCAAAUGCAUUGGAAGAAGCUCGGAAGUGGCUUGAUCUCGGGGAAGUGCGACCUGCUUUGGACACCUUGAUUCUGAACCCGCAGGCGCCGAGAUCAUAUCUCAUUCGUGCGGCUGACAUCCUUUUACAUCAGGCGGAUCCCGAAACGGCGGCGGAAAUCGGCGGUGACUUGGGUGCACGUUUGUUUUCCGUUGGUGAACACGCGCUUGCCGCUCAGGUGUUUCUUCAAGCGGAUCGGUUAAAGGACGCAGUGAGUUCACUGGUGGCUGUUGGCGAAUGGGAUCGCGCGCGACGAAUUGUCCGCGAGCUCGCUCCCGAUCUCGAGCCAUACCUAGAAGAGAAAUAUCAGGACGCUAUGGCGAACGAAGGCGAAAUAGAACGGUUGGCGGAAGUGGACGGGAAUGCCGCCCUCGAAGUAAUGGCGCGCAAAGGUCAAUGGAGUCAAUUGUUCGAUGUCGCGAGCUCGCAAAGUUCGGAGGUGCUGCACAAAUUUGUGGCUCGGCGUGCCGCACAGUUGCUGAAGAACGACGCCGCGCAGCAGGCACUGCAGCUUUACGCGCAAUACGGCGCACCCGCGAUUUCGCAGAAUUUUAAUCUGUAUCUGCAAUUGGCAGAGAGCAUCCUGAAUGCAGCGCAGCAAGAUUACAGAUAUUUGUCCCAACUCCGUGACGUUCUACACAGUCUCUACCGCUCAUCACCGUCCUCCGACAAAUUCGAGCAUUUUCUGAAAGCCGCUCAUUUCUCAGCGGUGAAGCACGGUUGCCGUUCUUUUCCGGCGCUUUCUGGCGUUGUGGUCAAGACGUCGGUUAGUCUCCUGCGAUACACCGACAUUCUUCACGCCGACAAAUGCUACUACGAAGCUGGUAUGGUAGCCCGUACCGCUGGUCUUCUGAGCGAAGCCUUCGUCUUUCUUAAUCAUUUUCUCGAUCUGGAGGAGUGCAUCGAGGAGGAAGGUGACGGCAACGUUCUAGACGUAGACGAUCUACGUGUCACUGACUUUCCCCUAGAAGUUCCACUUCCGGAAAAACUCGGAAUCGCAACGGAUCAACGAGAGGAAGCGAGAGAGUGGGUGUUGGCGGUGUCUAUGGACCAAAAGAUCGAGCAAGGUCUACCGGUCGACCAGAGAGGUGUCUACGUUGGCUCCCUCACGUCGCCGACAAAUUCUGGCGCGCCUCUUCAGCAAUGCGUGAUCACGGGAUAUCCAAUGCGCGGCCCGGUUGUCAGAUUCGAAGAGACCAACCGCGUAGCUGAUCGCGACGACUGGACUAAAUUGAUCAACACAGCCAGACAAGCACCACCGGAUUCGCCGCUAAACGACAUUUUAGUAUUUCUUCAGGAUUGGUGCGGCACGGCACCUAAGUAUUCGUUUUAA
Mycetomoellerius zeteki is the source of this 5204-nucleotide messenger RNA. RefSeq names its product intraflagellar transport protein Oseg2 (gene Oseg2). The coding region runs from base 6 to 5204 and encodes 1732 amino acids. Gene Ontology annotation, biological process: intraciliary transport. The record is from RefSeq and is a predicted model, not a curated record. Gene Ontology annotation, molecular function: protein binding. The transcript is spliced from 14 exons. Gene Ontology annotation, cellular component: ciliary basal body; axoneme; intraciliary transport particle B. NCBI's taxonomy places the organism in Eukaryota, Metazoa, Arthropoda, Insecta, Hymenoptera, Formicidae.